Colletotrichum abscissum is the source of this 381-nucleotide messenger RNA. RefSeq lists its product as uncharacterized. The coding region runs from base 1 to 381 and encodes 126 amino acids. The transcript has a single exon. NCBI's taxonomy places the organism in Eukaryota, Fungi, Ascomycota, Sordariomycetes, Glomerellales, Glomerellaceae. The record is from RefSeq and is a predicted model, not a curated record.
AUGGCUCCCGGUAUCCUUGAACGUAUCCAGCAGAAGAUUGAGCUCUUCCGUCUGGAGCAGCGCUACACUCGUCGCCGCCAUCGCCGCUCGACUUUCGUCUCCAACGCAGUUUACGUCGACGGCGAGUACGUCUACCAGACUCCCACCUCCACCGGCUCCUCAUCCGCCGGCACGACUAGCAGCAAGGAGUCCUCAUCCCCACGAGUGAAUGCCCUGCAUCACGCCGAGCCUGCUUCGCCCACUGUCGCCCCAACGCAGACCGAACCCAGCAAGAAGCGACUGAGCCGCUUCGCCUCCAUGCCCGGCUUCGGAUCCUCAAAGCAGACUCCCACGAAUGACUGGAGGUCAAGCCGCGUCAGCGUCAGCGAGAUCCAGCGGUAG